Messenger RNA from Thelazia callipaeda (thelaziosis nematode), 831 nucleotides. NCBI's taxonomy places the organism in Eukaryota, Metazoa, Nematoda, Chromadorea, Rhabditida, Thelaziidae. The record is from the annotation of a GenBank genome assembly.
AUGGUACGCUAUUCCAAGCUGCCUUUCCGAAUGUUGGUUCGCAAAUAUUCUGUCGAUGUCGCUUUUACACCUAUGAUUUAUGCAAAAGACUUUGUUGCAUCUGACAAGUGCCGAUCAGUAGAGUUUACUACUUGUGCAGGUGACAAACCAACUAUUGCACAGUUUGCAGCCAACGAGUCAGAAGAGUUUGCUGUAGCAGCAAUGUAUUGUCAAGGUGUUGAUCUAAAUUGUGGCUGUCCUCAGCGACAUGUUAUGAAAGAAGGAUAUGGUUCCAGUUUGUUAACAGACCCCGUUCAAAUUGCAGAUAUUGUUGCAACUGCACGGCGAAGAGUUACAAAGCCUAAUUUUACAGUAAAGAUUUAUUAUUCUGAAAACGACAGAAAGACAUGCCGCCGCGCAGAAAGUGCAGGUGCCUCGUUUAUAACCGUGCAUGGGAGAACACCUGAACAGCGAUCGGAAUUACCAAAUUAUGAGACAAUUAAGUUGAUCAAAUCAACCUUAUCUAUUCCAGUGAUAGCAAAUGGAAAUAUCAAAAGCUACGAACAGGCUCUAGAAGUUGCGAGAUAUACGCAAGUAGAUGGGAUCAUGUCAGCAAGUGGACUGCUGGAAAAUCCAGCCUUAUUCGCCGGUUACAGUACAACGCCUAAAUGCUGUAUCUUAGACUGGGCACGUGGUUUUAUUUUCUUAUCAGUAGAGCAUGGUUGUCCUUUCGACUUGUUCCAUCAACAACUAAUAUUCAUGCUGCGAUCCUCCCUUUCUAGCAGUGAAAAAAUUAUAUUUAACGGGCUAAGUAGUCACUCAGCUAAUUCUUUAGAAAUUAUCUCUUUCUAA